Molecule: messenger RNA, 3702 nt
Organism: Anthostomella pinea
Lineage: Eukaryota; Fungi; Ascomycota; Sordariomycetes; Xylariales; Xylariaceae
Source: the annotation of a GenBank genome assembly
AUGAGGGCCACUCAGGCUAGACCGGCUCUCGCCUUCCUGUCCAGCCUGUCUUCCGCCUACGUUUUAGCGGCCGAAUUGGUUGUUCCUGGAGCAGAUCAGUUGAACGGAACAUGGACGUACCAGGGCUGCUACACUGAUGUUGGUCGGACCAUCAAUCAGGCUUCCAUGUCCGACAACAGCAUGACUAUAGAGAAGUGCCUGGCGUUCUGUAACGGCCAAGGUUACCCCUAUGGUGGAGCCGAAUACUUCAGCGAAUGCUAUUGCGGCAACCAGCUGCACAAGGAUGCGGUCGAGGUCAACGCAACAGAUUGCACGACAGCCUGCUCUGGAAACAAGACCGAAGCAUGCGGCGGUCCAAGCCGCCUGACCCUGUUCCACAACGCAUUUAUCAAGGGACCCCAGCCAAACGUCGGCAUCGCAGACUGGACCCAUAUUGGUUGCUUCACUGAAGGUACCGGUGGUCGCGCCCUGACUUACGGCGCACCUCUCAGCAGUGACCAGAUAAACGCGGCAAACUGCACCUCUGCAUGCCAGGCCGCGGGUUACAUUCUUGCCGGCACCGAGUAUGGCGGUGAAUGCUAUUGCGGAAACACACUUGAAAAUAACGCCACCCAGGCUGAUUACGGCUGUAUGAUGGAUUGCAAUGGAAACUCGUCCGAGAUCUGCGGAGGCUCCAACCGCCUCAACGUGUACGAUUUCAACAUGCUGUUCCCGAUCGCCGACAGCACCAACGACACUACCACUACCCUGAGCAGCAUGAGCAGCACCUUGGUCUCGCAGACGUCCUCAUCCACGCUACCCCCUGCUGCUACCACCUCGAUUGCUGCGUCAAGCAGCCUGCCUGCCACCACCUCAACAGUGGCUGCCGACCCGCCUGCGGUCACGACCUCGACUGCGGUCUCGAGUAACUCUCCUGCCACUACUUCGGCUGCUGAUUCGAGUGACUCGCCUGCCGUUUCUUCAACUACUACUUCUAGCAUUCCGGCCGUCUCCACCUCAACUGCUGCUUCCAGUGUUUCAGCAUCCAGUGCUCCGGCAUUAAAGAGUGUGGAAGUCACGACCACUUCUACUUCUUCUUCGGCAACUCCAUCUCCAACGGCUCCUUACCAGCCUUCUACUGUGGCCAAUUACAACUUCUUUGGCUGCCAGACCGAAGCCACCAACAUACGCGCGCUGAGUCUGUUUACCUACGCUGACGACACGAUGACUCUGGAGUCUUGCCAGACUUUCUGCAAUGACAAGGGAACUACAUACUUCGGUGUCGAGUACGGCCGAGAAUGCUACUGCGGUAACAAGUUCGAGACCGGCUCCGUCAGUGCCCCUGCGAGCGACUGCAGCAUGCUCUGCCCCGGUAACAAAUUCGAGUACUGUGGCAAUGGUAACCGCCUGUCUGUAUACGUCAAGAACGGAACUGCAAUUGUAUCCAGCUCCACAACUACGGCUACGACUGCGGUUGGAACUUCCACUUCCACGGCAGCACCCGUCGCAACUGGCUUCCCAGAGGGUUGGACUGACCAGGGAUGCUGGCAGGAUGGCCCUAAUGGCCGCAUAAUGCCUACGUUUCAGGCUCCCGAUAACAAGCAGCUAACCCAGCAGAGCUGCGCCGAACUUUGCGACAGCAAUGGAUACACCGUCUCGGGCACUGAAUAUUAUACUCAGUGUUUCUGCAGCAAUGCGAUCUAUAACGGUGGCGUGGCAGGCAAGGACACGACCAAGUGCAGCACACCAUGCAGUGGCGACAGCACGCAAAUGUGCGGAGGGCCCAGCUACUUGAGCGUAGUAUCGAAAGGCACUCCUCAAACGUUCCAGCCCCCUGCCCCUCAGAAAGAUGGCCUCAACGGAACGUGGACGUACCAGGGUUGCGUUGAAGACAACAUCGACCAGACGCGUACUCUCCCUUGGAAGAUCGAGUUAAUCGGCACCAACACUCCUGAACAGUGCUUGGGAAUGUGCGCUGAAUUUGGCUACGCGGCCGGUGGCAUGGAGUACGGCGAGGAAUGUUACUGCGGUGACCCCAGCGACGUUGUUGCUUCCACUGCCCAGAUCAAGCCAGAGUCUGAAUGUGCCAUCGUCUGUGCCGGCAACGCAUCUGUCAUCUGCGGAGAUGGAAAUCGGCUGUCUAUGUAUUACUGGACCGGCACGACCCCCCUCUACACGUUCGACUACCCGCAAGGCAACGAUGCCGGCUCCUACUCCAACCUCGUCGGUGGUGUUGUUACACCACUAAUGACAAUGCAGUCGAUUACGGGCAAGGUCACUUUCCUCGAGAAGGGAGGCACUGGAGCAGCCAACAGCACCGGCGCGUACGAACUCGAUCUCAGCCAAGUUGGCGAUUUUGAUGCUGCCUGGAAGACGAUGCACAUCAAGACCGAUGUCUUCUGUUCUGCUGGUCUCGUCCUCCCUGACAAAGCCGGCCGACAGCUGACGAUUGGAGGCUGGUCGCUGGAUUCGACAUACGGUGUUCGCCUGUACACGCCCGACGGAUCGGACGGCGUCAAGGGACCCAACGACUGGGAGGAGAAUGUCAACACUCUGAAACUCCAGAGAGGCCGCUGGUACCCUUCUGCCAUGUUGAUGGCCAACGGAUCUAUCCUUGUUGUUGGUGGGGAAAUCGGAUCUAACGACAAGGCUGAGCCGUCCUUGGAAAUAUUGGGCCCUGGAAGUGGUCCCUAUAUCAACAUGGACUGGCUGGCUCGGACCGACCCCAAUAACCUGUACCCAUUCCUGGCUGUCCUUCCCGGCGGUGGCAUCUUUGUCGCUUACUGGAACGAAGCUAGAAUCUUGGAUGAGGUCACGUUCGAGACCACCACGAUUCUCCCCAACAUGCCUGGUUCAGUCUCUGACCCUCUCGGCGGCCGCACAUACCCCCUGGAAGGCACUGCUGUCCUCCUGCCACAGUACGCUCCUUUCUCUGAUCCCCUGGGCGUGCUGCUGUGCGGUGGCUCCGAUACCCACUCGGAAGCUCUCGACAACUGUGUCAGCACCUACCCAGAGGCUGCCAACCCAACGUGGACCCUCGAGCGUAUGCCUUCGAAGCGUGUCAUGAGCUGCAUGGCCCCUCUGCCAGAUGGUACCUUCCUGAUCGCCAACGGUGCCAAGGAGGGUGUCGCUGGAUUCGGCCUUGCCGAUGACCCGAACCUAAACGCUCUCCUCUACGACCCCUCCAAGCCCAUCGGUUCUCGCAUAUCCAUCAUGGCCAACACCACUGUCGCGCGACUCUACCACAGCGAAGCGAUCACCCUCCUCGACGGUCGCGUUCUGAUCACCGGCUCCGAUCCCCAAGAUGGCAAGCACCCCGAGGAGAUCCGCGUGGAGGUCUUCACGCCUCCUUACCUCACCAGCUCCAAGCCCCGUCCGAGCUUUACCAUCACCAACAAGGAGUGGAGCUACGGCGAGCAGAUCACCUUCCAGCUUGGCAGCGCUGCCGCCGGCAACAUCCAGGUCUCUCUUCUCGGUGCCGUCUCCAGCACCCACGGCAACUCCAUGGGCGCUCGCACCCUGUUCCCGGCCGUCUCCUGCGCCGGCACCACCUGCACCGUGACCGCGCCCCCUCGUGUGCACAUCUGCCCGGCUGGCUGGUACCAGAUGUACGUCCUCCAGGACGGCAUCCCGGCCGUCGGCCAGUUCGUCCGCAUCGGUGGCGACCCGGCCAAGCUGGGCAACUGGCCCCAGGUCGACGGCUUCACCGUCCCCGGUGUCUGA